AUGAGAUUGGUAAUUCACAACGAAACGGUGCGUUUUGCUGACACGGCAAAACCGCAAAUCCAAUUGCGGAACAACAACUCCUUGUCGUCGUCGUCCUCGUACAUUUCCGUUCUAAAACCCUACUCGCUCUGCAACUACACCACCAUCGCGGCGUCACACAAAGCCCUAACAACGGCCAUGAAAACUCUCGACGAAUCCGACGUCGGCAUCUUCUGCUACAUCUCUAACCUCCCUGGCUUUCGCGGCAUUCUCAAGCAAAGGUACUCUGAUUUUAUCGUAAAUGAAGUAGAUACUGAUGGGAAUGUUGUCCAUUUGACCUCUUUGGAUGCGCCACCAGAGACCCGUGAGGAAACUAGAACUGAGACAAUUGAUGCCGGAACCAAGAGUUAUACUUCUGAAAUUGAGUCUUUUAGAUGUCUUGCUGGUGACUCUGAUGCUGAGAGUUUGGAAGCUUUGAUUAAUCAAAUUAAUUCUGGUGGUGGUGAAGAAGUUUCACCUAUUGUUCUCUCACCAAGUUCUGAUAAAUCUCAUAGAACGGAAAUACAUAAUUUUUUCAAGAAGAACUUCAAGUUCCUAGUCACUGAUACUGUUGACGGACCAGAUGCUUCUUCAAAAUGCAUCCGUGUGAGAUUAAAUUCCGGGAGGCACAAUAACCAUGGCAGGAACUCCAAGAAACGGAAAGAAAGAGGUGAUAAACCUUUUGAUCGCAGAGGUUCAGAUGACUGGCCAGAGCAUGUUGGCAAAUUUCUUAGGUUUCAUCUUUACAAGGAAAACAAGGAUUCACAGGAGGCAUUGGGACUGAUCGGGAAGAUGCUUGGCAUCCAGCCUAGGUCAUUCGGAUUUGCAGGAACAAAGGAUAAGCGUUCUGUCUCAACUCAAAGGGUAACUGUGUUUAAGCAGCGUGCCAGUAGGUUAGCAGCCCUCAAUGAUAGGUUGAUUGGUAUUCAAGUGGGUGAUUUCUGCUAUGUGAAGGAAGAACUUGUUCUCGGUCAACUAUCGGGAAACAGAUUUACCGUCACAUUGCGAGGAGUUGUUGCAGAUUCUGAAGAGACCAUUAAAGCAUCUGCAAGUGCCCUAGGAAGACGGGGUUUUAUUAAUUAUUUUGGUCUUCAACGCUUUGGAAGUGGAUCUGUGCCGACUUAUCUUAUUGGAGCUAUGCUAUUUAGAGGAGAGUGGAAAGAUGCUGUACAUAUGAUUCUUGAUCCAAGAGAAGGGGAAAGAGAUGUAAUUACAAAGGCACGUGAAUAUUAUAAGGAAACUAAUGACAUCGACGGGACCCUGAGGCAGUUACCUCGACAUCUGGUUGCUGAGAAUGCUAUUCUGCAGUGUUUGAAAAAAUGUCCUGGGAACUACCUGCAGGCUCUGAAAGCAAUACCUAGAACUUUGAGAAUGAUGUAUGUACAUAGUUACCAAAGCUACCUAUGGAACCAUGCAGCUAGUACGAGGGUACAGAAAUACGGAACUGACCAAGUUGUGGUAGGAGACCUGGUAUUCUGUAAAGAACAUAAUAUUGAGAAGGUGAAAGGAACUGCCAGUGCUGAUUGCAAAGAUGAAGAUUCGAAUGCAAUAUUUGGUUCUCAUGAUAUAGAUGAAGUCUCAGGCGCAGAACUUCCCGAAGAAAGGAACAACCCUGUGAAGGUUGUUGCUGCAGAAGAUAUUCUUGCUGGAAAUUUUGCGAUUGAUGAUGUCGUCCUUCCUUUGCCGGGUUCAAGAGUAAUUCUUCCAACAAAUGACAUAGCCCAAGUUUAUCAUGAUCUGGCAAAGAAGGACGCAAUCAGCUUGACAGAGAGUGCACACAAUGUUAAAGAAUUCUCAAUUACUAGUAUGACCGGAAGUUAUAGACGCGUUUUUCAAAAACCAGUUGAUUAUGAGUGGGAACUACUGACGUAUACCAAUGGCACAAUACCUUUGGCAGAGACAGAUUUAGACAUUAUUGCUAAAUCUAAACCCGCACAUGUCGCUGAAGAGAAUGAAGUGAAUGGAAACGAAGAGAGCACAAAAAGAUCAAAGCGCGUCGAGAAUGAGGCGGUGCUUCAAACAGAUGAUAACAAGGUGGAUGGCGAGAGAGAAGCUGAGCUACAAGCUGAAUCCACUUGUGGCACUAAUUCUCAGGAACCCCAGAUGGCGCUCAAGUUGAGCUUCACUCUCCCUGCUUCAUGCUAUGCAACAAUGGCCAUCAGAGAGCUACUGAAGACAUCAACUUCUGUCGCUUUUCACAAAACGUUAAACUAGGGAACGGCAUUGUUCCUCCUGGAGUUUUGAAGAUUUCCAUUUCCAUUUCCAGGAUAGACCAGGCCAAGGUUAGAUGUAUCAAGAAUGAGAGACACAAGAAGUAUACGGGAUAGAAUUGUAUUCUGUUGUUCUAUUUUUAUAUUUAAGGAAAAAAAGUACCUUUAAUACAUUAGUUUUUUUUUUUUGAACUGAACAUCAGUUUCUAUUCAAUAUAAUGCGCAAUGUUCAAUAAACUCAAAAUUUAUGAUGAUCCAGAUUGAAAA
Molecule: messenger RNA, 2495 nt
Organism: Morus notabilis
Lineage: Eukaryota; Viridiplantae; Streptophyta; Magnoliopsida; Rosales; Moraceae
Product: multisubstrate pseudouridine synthase 7
Exons: 20
Coding region: 1-2232 (743 amino acids)
Biological process (GO): pseudouridine synthesis
Cellular component (GO): nucleus
Molecular function (GO): pseudouridine synthase activity; RNA binding
Source: RefSeq, a predicted model, not a curated record